GUGGAUUACCAAGAGUAGUGUCGGUACAUAAACCAUUAUUUUGAACUUGUAACGGACUGUUUGAAGGCAUUUCAUAAAUCGGAGAGCAAGAUGGAAUGGCUGUUGGGUUUUCUGUUAGAACACAACCUCUUCACUACAGUCAUUGUUGUGAUGAUUGGGUUAUGGCUGUAUGCAUACUUCACCUGUGGAGUCUGCAAGAGUAAAGCCAGGAUGGAUGGGAAGACUGUCAUCAUUACUGGUGCUAACUCAGGUAUUGGUAAGCAGACAGCCCUAGACUUGGCUAAGAGAGGAGCAAGAGUAAUACUGGCGUGUCGCAACUUAGAAAAAGCAAACGCUGCCAAAGAUGAAAUAAGCCAAGCCACAGGCAGCAAAAAUGUGAUAGUGAAGCAACUUGAUGUGAGCUUGUUGAGUUCAGUCAGGAGGUUUGCUGAGGAGAUAAACAAGUCAGAGAAGAGACUUGAUGUGUUGAUUCACAACGCAGGAGCAGCUGUGAGAGGUCGUAAUGUCACUUCGGAGGGACUACAGACAGUCUGGGCAACCAACCACUACGGACCCUUCCUCCUUACACAUCUACUGAUUGAUCUAAUGAAAAAGACUGGAAAGAGUAGAAUCAUAUUUGUAUCAUCAUAUUUGCACAACUAUGGUUGUUUGCACCUGAAAACCCCUAACCCAACUGAAGAAACAUCAAAUCGCAUUCUUUACCAGAACACUAAAUUUGCUAGUGUGAUGUUUUCUAACGAACUGGCCAGACGUUUGGAAGGAACAGGUAUCACUGCCAACUCACUUCAUCCAGGAGUAAUUUUUACCUCAAUUUGGGCUGACAAUCCUUGGUACAUGUUAUUGUUCGUUACUGUAUUCAAUUUGUACUUUAAGAGUGAAGAACAAGGGGCCCAAACAACUAUAUACUUGGCAGUAUCAGAAGAAGUAGAAGGUGUAUCUGGAAAGUAUUUUUAUGAUUGCAAGGAACACUUGCCUGCAAAGAAGUCAAGAGAUGUUGAAUAUGCAAAGAAGUUUUGGGAAGUGUGUGAAGAAGUUGUAAAACUGAAACCAACAGAUCCCCAUAUAUAGGAAGUAUCAGCUUGCAGUAGUUGAGGAAGAAACUGGGAGAAUAAAGACUGUCAUAAAAUAUUUCUCAGCCAAAGUUCCAAGACAUGCAAUAAGUGUACAUAUAUUUUGCUACAUUAAAACUAUAUGUUUUGGUUUCCCAUGAAAA
This is a messenger RNA of Macrosteles quadrilineatus (aster leafhopper), 1213 nucleotides long. RefSeq names its product retinol dehydrogenase 12-like. The record is from RefSeq and is a predicted model, not a curated record. Lineage: Eukaryota; Metazoa; Arthropoda; Insecta; Hemiptera; Cicadellidae. The transcript is spliced from 9 exons. Bases 91 to 1068 code for a protein of 325 amino acids.